GGUGGUACAGAAACCCCCACGCCAUCAUCCAUCGACGCUCCUCUCUCCGUCUCAUUCAUGGCUCCUUCCUCUUUCCCCAAUGGAGAUGGAGCAGAGCACCUUCCUGACUGCUCCUCCUCCGCUGGACCGUACUGAGGCGCAGAGCCAAGGCCUCCCGUCGAUCUAUCCUGCCGCUGCGGUUUUCUUGGGGCUUGGAAGGGGGCCGAGCGGAGCCGCCGAGGCGAGCCUGCAGGGUGAGGCGGAGUGAGAAGGAGGGGCAGAGGAAGAGGAAGAAGUUUGAUCCGGUGAAGCUGAGGAAACUUGGCCCUGCAUUUAAGAAGAUUGGCUCCGUAACUGCUGGCAAUUCCUCUAGUAUAAGGCCACAAAAUGACCGUAAUAGAUUUCAUAGAUCUGAGUGAUCAUGAUAUUAUUGACUUGAGCAGCAGCGAUGACGAGGCUGUUCAGGAGGAUCAGAUUGCAACUCAGCACCGGGCGGCGUCGCUUGAUAAGCAGGAUGUGUUUGUCCUAGCUGGUGAAGGAAGCCGAGCGGUGCAGGCCGUGUUUGUUGCAGCUGGUGAAGGAAGUCAAGAUGAGCAGGCCGUGUUUGUUGCAGCCAGUGAAGGAAGUCAAGAUAGGCAGGCUAUGUUUGUUGCAGCUAGUGAAGGAAGGCAAGAGGCUUCUGAGCCCGGACAUGCUUUGGAAGCUACCGCAUCGUCCAUGAUUAUGGAGGAAGCACCUCUUGUUGCAGCUACUAAAGGAAGUCAAGAUGUGCAUCCUGUGUUUGUUGCAGCUAGUGAAGGAAGGCAAGAGACUACUGAGUCCGGACAUGCUUUGGAAGCAACCGCCAAGUCAGUGCGUGUGAAGGCGAAAUAUCAUAAGAAGAACUACCAUACCGGCACUCCUAGGAAAAGUCCUAGGCUUAUACAGAUGGGUGAAUGUUGUACCAGUCCUGUGGAAGAGCCAGCAGCCGAUUACAAGAGGUCUCGCAUGCUCGGGCCAGCAGAAGAAUUAGCUGCCUCUACCGACUCAGCUGAAACGGCUGUCCUCACUAUGCCACAUGUUGGAUCAGCGAGUUGUCUUCGUUCUCCAACAUCAGCGAUAUUCGCCGGCCCGACUUUCAUCACUCCGAAAGCUCAGACUUCUGAAGGUGGCGACGCAAAGUCAGUGAGUGUGAAGACAAAAUAUCGUAAGAACUACCAUACCAACACUCCUAGGAGAAGUCCUAGGCUCAUACAGAUGGGUGGAUGUUGUACCAGUCCUGUGGAAGAGCCAACAGCCGACCACAAGAGGUCUCGCACGCUCGGGCCAGCAGAAGAAUCAGUUGCCUCUAUCGACUCAGCUGAAACGGUUGUCCUCGCUCUGCCACAUGCUGGAUCUACGAAUUGUCUUCGCUCUCCAACAUCAGCGACAUUCCCCAGCCUGAUUUCCACCAGUCCUACAGCUGUGACUUCUGAAGGUGGCGAUGCAAAGCUGGUGAGAGUGAAGGCGAAACAUCCUGAGAGGAACUACCAUAUCUUGUCCUUGGUUAGGGAAAAAUCACCUCUUGGUCCGACCUCCACCAGUCCGAAGGCUCUCUUCUCAGAAGAUGGCGACGCAAAGCUGGUGACCGGGAAGGUGAAACGUCGUAGGAAGAACUGUCGACCCUGCAAACUAACUCCUUAGGCUGAAUCUUUCUGUUGUUGUAGUCCUCUCAUAGGUAACCACUCUUGUUGCAUCUGUAAUGGGAUCGAUCCGAGCUCGCAUUGCCCCAUCUCUCUGCAUCAAAUUCGUCUAGGAUGUAGGUUGUGGGUGAUUUUUGGACUUGUUUCGUCAAGCACAUCAUUAAUUAGCUGGUAUUUUGGUGAGCUUGGAAAUGCGCGCAGCUGCUGUUUUCUGGUAGCUUAAGAAUUUUUUGUAGGAGUUAAUCCUGGCUCAAAGCUGAGAUGUAACCAAACCAAAAAUUGACCCAGAUUUGUGAGAGCAACUGCAUUUUGAUUUA
Molecule: messenger RNA, 1957 nt
Organism: Triticum aestivum (bread wheat)
Lineage: Eukaryota; Viridiplantae; Streptophyta; Magnoliopsida; Poales; Poaceae
Exons: 7
Coding region: 367-1641 (424 amino acids)
Source: RefSeq, a predicted model, not a curated record